GCAGUAUCCUCCCACGCGCCGACAAGAACGUUGACGUUCAGGCGCAUGCGUUCACCGGAUUAGUGUGAAGGCAAGGCACAAAAGUGGCGCUAUAUCGUUUCAAGCCUUUACUCCGGUGGUAGCGUAAGAGAUGGAUGGGGAGUCGGAGCCCAGGCCCUCUCUGGAGGAGGAGCCCAUGGAGGCCACCCCCUUCUCAGAGCAGACCACACCCCUUGAUGGAGCCCAGGAAACGGUUGCCACAGCAACAGGGGAAACCCCCCGGGCCGUGUCGGACAACGACGACGACGUUGUGCUGGUGGAGGAGGCCCCCACCUCUCCUGUGGCCACGCCCACGCCAUCUGACGCCCCCGUCCUCGUAAUCGCAGACUCCACUCAACCCGCUGCCACGAGAACGGAUACCAUGGAAACCACCACAGCGACAGCGGCUUCACCCAGCCCCUCUAAUGCAGCCCCCAAGGCCCCCACAGAGCCCAUUGUCAUCGAUGACGAGGAAGACCCUGGGCACAGAGACUCGUCUGCCUCAGUAGAGCCCACCCCGGCAGGCCUGGCGGAGGGAGGUACUGCAGGCCUCCUCAGCAGCACGGAGCCAGACUCUGAGAUCAAGAUCGCCAGCGUCACCACGCUGGGGCCCACCCCCGCCGAGGGAAGCGUAACCACGGCGCCGGCCCCCGAGGCAGAGGGGGACAUGAACCUGAGGAUCACCAGCGUGACGUCGCUGCAGGCUGCGGGGGAAGGGCUGGAGAACGGCCUGCAGAUAAGCAGCACCUUCAGCCUGAGCACCGAGGGAGCCGGGGCACGCAGUCCUGCCUCCUUCAACCCCGGCCGCGCUGGCACUGCCAACCAGCCCGUACAGAACGGAGAGACCGGAACGCACCAGAGACCUGAUUCCUGGAUCUCCCAGUCCGCCACGUUUCCACGGAACCAAAAACAGACGGGUGUGGACUCCGCCUCCCCGGCCGCCUCGCUGCCUAAGCCCCCCGGCCCCGCCCCCUCGGGCUCACAGCCCCGCGUCGUCAAGGUAACCUGCGCCAACUGCAAGAAGCCUCUGAGGAAAGGCCAGACGGCCUACCAGCGCAAAGGCUCCACACACCUGUUCUGCUCCACCACCUGCCUCUCCGCCUUCUCACACAAGCCCGCCCCCAAGAAGAGCUGCACCAUGUGCAAGAAAGACAUCACCACCAUGAAGGGCACCAUCGUGGCCCAGGUGGACUCCAGUGAGUCCUUCCAGGAGUUCUGCAGUACUGGUUGCCUGGGGGCCUACGAGAACAAGCAGAACCCACCCAAGUCUGCCAUCAAAACAAAGUGCACCGUCUGUAGCAAGCUUACUGAGAUCCGUCACGAGGUGAGCUUCAAGAACGUCACGCACAAGAUCUGCAGCGACUCCUGCUUCAACCGCUACCGCAUGGCCAACGGGCUCAUCAUGAACUGCUGCGAGCAGUGUGGCGAUUACCUGCCCAGCCGCGCUUCCGCAAACCACUUCCUGCUGGUCGACGGACAGAGCAAACGCUUCUGCUGCCAAAACUGUGUCAAGGACUUCAAGCAGGCUCACAGUAAGCUGGCCAGCUGUAGCAGCUGUAAGACCAUCAUCAAGACCGGGGAGGUGACCCAGGGGCUGGGCCCCAGUGGCUCCAUGGAGACCUACUGCUCCUCUGCCUGCAUGAACAAGUCCAAGGUGGCCCCUGUCACCACCAUCCUCAGUGAGUCUGCAGCUGGGGUCCCACUCAGCACCCACCUCAGUGGAAAUGACUCGGAGCCCACGUGUCACUUCUGUAAGAGGAGCUCGUUGCCCCAGUACCAGGCCACGCUGCCAGAGGGGAACGUCCUCAGCUUCUGCAGCUCUCAAUGUGUCACCAAGUUCCAGAAUGCAACCAUUCAGACGAGCACUAACGGACAGGCCCUCCUCUCGACCACCAACAGCAUCCAGCUCAAGUGUAACUACUGUCGUGGGUCCUUUAGCCUGAAGCCAGAGACCCUGGAGUGGGAGGACAAGGUGUACCAGUUCUGCAGCAAGGUGUGCUGUGAGGACUACAAGAAGCUGCACUGCAUCGUCACCUUCUGCCACCACUGCCAGGAGGAGAAGACCCUGCACGAAACGGUCCAGUUCUCCGGGGUCAAAAGACCCUUCUGCAGCGAGGGCUGCAAGCUGCUGUUCAAGCAGGAGUUCACCAAGCGUCUGGGGCUGAAGUGUGUGUCCUGUAACCACUGCAGCCAGCUGUGUAAGAGGGGCAUCACACGCACGCUGGGGGGGGUCACCAGGGACCUCUGCAGUGAGGCGUGUGCCAAGAAGUUCCAUGACUGGUACCACAAGGCGGCGCGAUGCGACUGCUGCAAGGUGCAGGGGAACCUGACAGAGGCAGUUCAGUGGCGGGCGGAGAUGAAGCACUUCUGUGACCAGCACUGUCUUCUGAGAUUCUACUGUCAGCAGAACCAGCCCAUCCUGGUAACCCAGAAGGGCCCGGAAAACACCAGCCUGGAGAUCGGCAUUCAAACGCAAGGAACCAAACUGGCGAUGCUGAACCAGGCUCCGGUGUCGUACGCGGCAGGCGGGGGCAUGCUGAAGGACGUGAAGAACAAGGCGGUCCUCUGCAAGCCUCUCACCCUCACCAAGGCCACCUACUGCAAGCCUCACAUGCAGAGUAAACACCUGCAGACAGAUGCAGACGAUGGCGUUAAGAGGGAGUACAUUCCGGUGCCCAUCCCUGUGCCUGUCUUCAUCCCCGUUCCCAUGAACCUCUACGCCCAGCUCACCCCCACGCCUGUCACGCUCCCUGUUCCGGUACCUGUGCCUAUCUUCCUGCCCACCACACUGGCUGGCGUGGAGCAAAUCAUCCAGACCAUUUCCGAGCUAAAGGACGAGGUGCCCUCUGACGCCUGCGAGGCAGACCUCCUCGCCAUGGCCCAUGUGAUAGCAGAAGACCAGAAACCAGCUACAGGAAGUGGUUCUCCUCAGCUUCCUGUUGUCCUUCCAUGCUCUGAAGAUGUCAAGUGUGUGAAGGUGAAGAAUGAGAGAGGAGGAGAAGGAAAGAAAGAAGGCUCCAACAGCAGCAACUGUGAGGAGCAGCAGGAGCAGCAGCAGGAGGAGCAGCAGCAGGAGGAGGAGGAGCAGCAGCAGGAGGAGGAGCAGCAGCAGGAGGAGGAGGAGCAGCAGGAGGAGGAGGAGCAGCAGAAGGAGCAGCAGGAGGAGGAGGAGCAGCAGCAGGAGGAGGAGGAGCAGCAGAAGGAGGAGGAGGAGCAGCAGGAGAAGUAUGAACCAGACCUGGACCUGGAGAAGGACUUCCCUUUAGCGUCGGGACAGCAGGCCGUGCAGGACGGCAUGAAGGAAGAGAAGGGUCCCAGUGUUCCAGCUGAAAAGGAGACCCCCGGACCCCGCCCACGGACACGGGGACUGAAGAGGCGUGCGGUCGAGGCCGAGGCGUCGACGCGGUCCCCGCCCCCUCCAGGCGGCUCGCCGGCAGCGUGCUGCUCGCUGCCCCUGAAGGCGCGCUACGGCCUCAAUGCCUGGACGCGUUGGGCGCUGGCCUCCAAGGAACCGUCUAGCAACGGCAACGGGAAGGACAACCCCAAACGAGCGCUGGCCCGGUCCAGUCUCCUCUCCCUGAGCGUCCCGGAGCUCAACCAGGCCCUGGCCCGCUUCGUCAGCGAGGUACGCCGCCCCAACGGAGAGCGCUACGCCCCCGACAGCCUCCUUUACCUCUGCCUCGGUCUCCAGCAGCACCUUCAGAACCGCGGGAGAAAGGACGACCUGUUCAGUGACCCCGGCUACCAGAGCUUUGGAGAGGAGCUCAACAAGGUCCUGAAGGCCUGGAAGCCCAGUAUACUGCCUGAUGGCUCCCGCUGGAGCCGUGUGGAGGAGCAGAGCUUGUGGAGCUGCAAGGUGUUGGGGGAGCACAGUCCCCCAGCCCUGCUGCGUUCCCUGGUCUACCUCAACACCAAGUACCUGGGCCUGCACACCCCUGAGGAACACCUGCGGCUGUCCUUCAGCAGCCUGUACGCCCCAGACCACACCGACCCCACCACACAGCAGACCUCGGUCUGCAUCCGGACGCCCUCCAGAGCCCAGGAGCACAGUCUACAAGCAGCGUCCAAGAAGAGGAAGAGAGGAGACGAGGGCGGAGCCCCGGAGAACGACCCGGACGACGCCUCGGGAAGUCCUGCCCACUGUCCCCUCAGAAAGGAAGAGUGUCAGCUGUAUGAGCUCUACCGCUCCAAGUGCCCGGAGUCUCUGAGGUCCAGUUCUGAUUUGUUCUACGUUCAACCAGAGGAGCCCUUCAGCCCGGACCGCCCCCUCUGGUUCAGCUCCGCCCCGCUGGGGCGCCGAGCCCUGGAGCUCCUCCUCCCCCGUGUGCUCCUGGUGAAGGAGGUCAGCAGAGAGACACGCCCCCCGGAGGAGGAAAGAGGGGAGGAGGAGGAGUAAUCCGUAUUCUCCAUCCCCAAUUCCAUCCUCCUCGUUUUGCCUCCCUCUCACCAACCAGUCUCCAUGGCAACAUCACCUCCCCAUCUCCAUAGCGACAUCCUUGCCCCCCCCCCCCCCCCCCCAACCAAACUGAUCUCAGGCCAGCUGUGAGCCCGCAGCGCGUGGAGGCUAGAGGGGCGAGGGAGGACAGGAGCUCAGAAGGGACAAACAGAGCUCCUGAGAACUCAACGAGGAUGAGCUGUUCUGAAUUACAGGGAAGACAAGGAAGCACCAUGGGGGGAAAAACAGACACCAUCAACUGCUGCUUUUCAGCCCAUAGGACAGACUGGUGUGAACGUUAUGUAGCAUUAAUUGCAAGGCCCAGAUCGGGCUUGUUUGAGGUGUACAUAGUUAUGGAAAUAUAGGACGUGAGGUGGGGCAGAGGUGACCUGUGGACCUCUGUAUCCACCUCAGUGUUGAGCCAUGAAGCCUUUUAAUAGAUGAUAUUUAUUUAUUGCGGUUGAUUGGUCUUGGUUCAAGUGCAUCUUCUUUUGGGUUCUGGAUCGAGCGUGCGUGUGUGUGUGCGUGCGCGCGUGCGUGUUGGAAAUGUACCGUGUGUGCCAUUUUUUCUUCCCUUCGUUCAUAGCAUUAAACUGCGCUGCAGCCCUGCUCCUGUCUCUUCUUACUGUGUGUGUGUGUGUGUGUGUGUGUGUGUGUGUGUGUGUGUGUGUGUGUGUGUGUGUG
Messenger RNA from Hypomesus transpacificus, 5137 nucleotides. It is a transcript of the gene zmym2, whose product is annotated as zinc finger, MYM-type 2. NCBI's taxonomy places the organism in Eukaryota, Metazoa, Chordata, Actinopteri, Osmeriformes, Osmeridae. The record is from RefSeq and is a predicted model, not a curated record. Bases 131 to 4414 code for a protein of 1427 amino acids. Gene Ontology annotation, molecular function: zinc ion binding. The transcript has 23 exons.